CGGCCGGAGCCCGGGGCGCGCACUCGGCCCGGCCCGGGCCCCAGCAUGGCCGAGCCGCUGCUCAGGAAAACCUUCUCCCGCCUGCGGGGCCGGGAAAAACUUCCCCGGAAAAAGUCGGACGCGAAGGAGCGCGGCCGCCCAGCCCAGCGCCCGGAGCCCAAUCCUCCAGAGCAAGAACCCCAGGCCCCUGAAGGGUCCCAGGCUGGAGCAGAGGGGCCCCCAAGCCCUGAGGCAUCUCGGAGCCCAGCUCGGGGGGCCUACCUGCAGAGCCUGGAGCCCAGCAGUCGACGAUGGGUGCUGGGUGGGGCCAAGCCACCGGAAGAGGCUGCUUUGGGGCCCAGGGCACCUGGCAGCGGGGAGCCCGCAGGUGAGAUCUGGUACAACCCUAUCCCCGAGGAAGACUCCAGACCCCUGGCAUCAGAGCCCCUGGGACCACAACCAGGCUCAGCUGAGCCAGAGGGCCCAGCCUCACAAGGCGCAGCCCCUGUGAGCCCCCCAACCAAAGCCUCCCGUACAAAGUCCCCUGGCCCAGCUCGGCGCCUCUCCAUGAAGAUGAAGAAGCUGCCUGACCUGCGGCGGCGACUGAGCCUGCGGGGCACCCGGGCUGGCCGAGAGCGUGAGCGGGCCGCCCCCGAGGGCUCCGUCAUCAGUCGUUACCACCUGGACAGCAGUGUGGGGACCCCGGGACGGGCAGCAGGGGCUGGGGCCACAAGGGGCCCUCGGGCUGGUUACCUCAGUGAUGGGGACUCACCGGAGCGCCCAGCAGGGCCCCCAUCACCCACUGCCUUCCGGCCCUAUGAGGUGGGCCCAACAGCCCGAGCACCCCCCGCCGCACUCUGGGGCCGCCUCAGCCUGCACUUGUAUGGGCUGGGGGGGCUGCGGCCAACACCUGGGGCCACCCCAAGAGACCUCUGCUGCCUACUGCAGGUGGAUGGGGUGGCCCGGGCCCGAACGGGGCCACUGAGAGGGGGGCCAGACUUCCUGCGGCUGGAUCACACUUUCCACCUGGAACUUGAGGCUGCCCGGCUACUGCGGGCCCUGGUGCUGGCGUGGGACCCUGGUGUCCGGCGGCACCGGCCCUGCGCCCAGGGCACUGUGCUGCUACCCACAGUCUUCCGAGGUAGGAUACCUGGCUGCAAGGGAAGAGCGGUUGGCACAGGAUUCAGCUCUGCCUUUACCCCCAGAGUGUCCAGGGUGGGGGUGUGGCUCAGAGCAGGGGGCCAGGGCAUAGGAGCCUGGCGGCCAGACCCCACAGAUGCCCUUGUGUCUUCAGGGUGCCAGGCCCAGCAACUGGCCGUGCGCCUGGAGCCUCAGGGGCUGUUGUAUGCCAAGCUGACCCUGUCAGAGCAGCAGGAAGCACCAGGCACAACUGAGCCCCGAGUCUUUGGGCUGCCCCUGCCACUACUGGUGGAGCGAGAAAACCCCCCGGGCCAGGUGCCCCUCAUCAUCCAGAAGUGUGUUGGGCAGAUCGAGCGCCGAGGGCUGCGGGUGGUGGGACUGUACCGUCUGUGUGGCUCGGCAGCCGUGAAGAAAGAGCUUCGGGAUGCCUUUGAGCGGGACAGUGCAGCCGUCUGCCUCUCUGAGGACCUGUAUCCCGAUAUCAAUGUCAUCACUGGCAUCCUCAAGGAUUAUCUUCGGGAGUUGCCCACCCCACUCAUCACCCAGCCCCUCUAUCAGGUGGUGCUGGAGGCCAUGGCCCAAGGACCCCCAAGCAGGGCACCUUCCAGCACUGAGGGCACCCGUGGGCUCCUCAACUGCCUGCCAGAUGUGGAGAGGGCCACGCUGACGCUUCUGCUGGACCAUCUGCGCCUCGUCUCCUCCUUCCACGCCCACAACCGCAUGACCCCGCAGAACCUGGCCGUGUGCUUCGGUCCCGUGCUGCUGCCGGCGCGCCAGGCACCUGCCAGGCCCCGCAUCCGCAGCUCUGGCCCCGGCCUAACCAACGCAGUGGACUUCAAGCGCCACAUCGAGGUGCUGCACUACCUGCUGCAGGCCUGGCCAGAUCCCCGCGGGGCCCCGGAGCCUCCCGACCUCGCCCCAUACCUGCGGCCCAAACGGCAGCCGCCGCUGCACUUGCCGCUCUCCGGCCCCGAAGUGAUGGCGCGGCCCCGCGGCCGGGGCGGCCCCGAGAGCCCCCCGAGUAACCGCUACGCGGGCGACUGGAGCGUGUGCGGACGGGACUUACUGCCGUGCGGGCGGGACUUUCUGUCCGGGCCGGACUACGACCACGUGACGGGCAGCUACAGCGAGGACGAGGACGAGGAGGUGGGCGAGCCGGCGGGCGCCGCGGACUUCGAAGACGACUUCGAGGCACCCUUCAACCCGCACCUGAACCUCAAAGACUUCGACGCCCUCAUCCUGGACCUGGAGCGAGAGCUCUCCAAGCAGAUCAACGUGUGCCUCUGAGCCAGGCGGUGCGGGACCUCGGUCAAGAAGGGCCGGACUCCUGGCAGCCGAGGCGGUGCCCUGGCGACGGAGGGGG
Messenger RNA from Lontra canadensis (Northern American river otter), 2482 nucleotides. RefSeq names its product synapse defective Rho GTPase homolog 1 (gene SYDE1). The coding region runs from base 46 to 2406 and encodes 786 amino acids. Gene Ontology annotation, biological process: signal transduction. NCBI's taxonomy places the organism in Eukaryota, Metazoa, Chordata, Mammalia, Carnivora, Mustelidae. The transcript is spliced from 7 exons. The record is from RefSeq and is a predicted model, not a curated record.